Molecule: messenger RNA, 2856 nt
Organism: Sitophilus oryzae (rice weevil)
Lineage: Eukaryota; Metazoa; Arthropoda; Insecta; Coleoptera; Curculionidae
Product: secretin receptor-like
Exons: 13
Coding region: 170-1873 (567 amino acids)
Biological process (GO): cell surface receptor signaling pathway; adenylate cyclase-modulating G protein-coupled receptor signaling pathway
Cellular component (GO): plasma membrane
Molecular function (GO): G protein-coupled peptide receptor activity; peptide hormone binding
Source: RefSeq, a predicted model, not a curated record
GUUGAAAACUAGAUUAAGGUUUUAUAAAUAAUACCACAUAAACAUGUUGAAAAGUCGAAGGCAGUUGUGUCGCGCGUUCGCAUAACAGUUUGUGUUUUCAAAAUAGUUUGUUUGAUGACAAGUGAAUGAUUUAACUUAUAAUAACUCGAAUAAUAAUAGAUUGAGCGAAAUGGCUGGAAACCAACAUGUACAAGAUGUUAUAGAUCAGCAAAAUUUGCAAAUUAAGUUGAUUGAAAAAAACUGCAUAAACCAAUAUGGGCAAAAUCUGAAGAGUAACACACCAAUUUUCAAUAAAACUUUAAACAGUAUAAUGUGCCCCCCAUUCUUUGAUAAUAUAUAUUGCUGGCCACCUCAGUUGCCAAAUACUACUACUUAUAUUCCAUGCCCUUCAUAUGUUGUUGGAUUCAAACAGGAUCACGAAGCUAAGAGAGAAUGUAUGGAGAAUGGAAAAUGGUUUACCCUAAAUGGUUCUACUUUUACAAAUUACUUAAAUUGUGCCGAAGUUGGUACUACCACAAUUUAUCUAAAUACAAGUAUUGAUAAAAAUGAAACAGAAAUCUCACAAACUUCCCUGAAUAUAAUCAAAAUUUUGAGUGAAACAGGGUACGCUAUAUCAUUAGUAUCUUUAAUAAUUGCUUUCACCAUAAUGUUUAAAAUAAAACGAUUGCAUUGUGCAAGAAACAUACUUCAUAUGAACUUAUUUGCGUCUUUCAUAUUAAGGUCUUUUAUGCAUAUUUUGAAAGAUGCGCUUUUCGAAGACGGUCUAGGACUAGAAAAAGAUAUAUUAACAAAUGAUGAUGGUGGCAGAUAUUUUCAUGUAGAUUUUAAGGUCAACAAUUUUGAAUGCAAAUUGAUUAUAAGUUUGGUUCAAUAUUUUACUACUGCCAAUUACAGCUGGAUUCUGAUGGAAGGACUAUAUUUGAUCAAUUUAAUUUUAAGGGCUCUCUUCACAGACUCCAAUAAGAAUUUAGCUUAUUAUAUAUCAUUUGGAUGGGGUUUGCCAUUAUUGGUGGUAAUUCCUUGGGUUAUUACAAGAAUUAUGGAAGAAGAUACUUACUGCUGGACGACAAAUAAAAAUCCUAAAGUAUUUUCCAUUAUAUUUGUGCCCACACUAGCCUCAGUUUUGUUGAACUUCAUUCUCUUUAUAAUAAUAUCCAACGUACUCUACAAGAAACUUAAGUCACCAGUGAAUGAAGAGUCCAAAAGAUAUCUGAAAUGGGCUAAAUCUACAUUGGUCUUAAUGCCUUUAUUUGGAGUUAACUAUACAGUUUUCCUUAUAUUUUAUUUGAUAGACGAAAAGUUAAUUUGGAUGAUAUGCGAUAGUUUAUUCGGAAGUUUUCAAGGAUUCUUCGUCGCAAUUCUUUACUGUUUUUCAAAUGGGGAAGUUAAAGCUGAAAUUAAACCGCAUAUAAAAAAUUUACUAAUAUUUCUGGCAACAAACAAUUUUACAAAAUACUGUUUCCCAGGACGAGAGAAGUAUUUAAGCUCAGCAGUGGGCAGACAGUCGGUGUGCACGACGAUGUCUUGUAGCUCCCUCUACAACAACGGAGUUAGCAGGCGCAACAGCAAAACAAAAUGCGAUCAGCUUUCCAAAUUUAAACUGACCAAUCUGCAUUCGGAAAGCUGCAAAGACACUUUAAAGAAUGGCAAAGGAAGACAUUCGGUGCCAAAAACUGGACACAACGGACACUAUACUUACAAUGUGACUCUGGCUAAUGGAAAGUACCCCAUUAGUAUAACUACAAAUCUUGAUGUUUCAAUAACCAACGAAAUAAAACCAAACCCCAUUUCGGAAAAUCUUCCCAAGUGCGAAGAAGAGGUCCGCAUGCUUCAAGAUCACAACAAGAUAGAACGUUGUUGCUGUGAAAAGUAACAUGUUCAAAAGAACAUAAAAUGGUGUGUCCAAAGGAAUGAUAAAACUUAUUAAGAAAAUGAUAAUUAUUUCAUUUUCUCAGUAUGUCAAUAUGUUACUCAAUCUUGAAAAGGAAAAACAGAUAUUUUUCAUAGCACGUCUAUUGAUUGUAUUACAUGUAUUUCUAAACACCGAAGAUUCGGAAUCUACCCUUGCUUUUGAAAUUCAUAUAAUCGAACAAAUAAUAUGUGUCACAUUUCCGAAUCGAAAAAAUAUCAAUUGCUAUUUAUUAAAGGCUACAGGGUGUUCAAAGAUACGUGUAUAUCAGAUUUCAUUUUCUCAGUGUGUCAAAUAUAUGUUACUCAAAUCUUGAAAAGGAAAACAGAUAUUUUUCAUAGCACGUCUAUUGAUUGUAUUACAUGUAUUUUUCUAAACACUGAAGGUUAGUAAUCUACCCUUGUUUUUGAAAUUCAUAUAAUCGAAAAAAUAUAUAUGUCACAUUUCCGAAUCGAAAAAAAUAUCAAUUGCUAUUUAUUAAAGGCUACAGGGUGUUCAAAGAUUGAAUGAAGAAUGAAUCAGAAAAGAAAGUAUUGAAUUAUUUUUUUCGAGUUCCUUUAUAUUUUUAUAUCAUAAAUGAAUACUCUAGGGCAGAAAUAUAAAAAUGAUCUUGUGAUACAUAGAAAGUUCUAUAAAAUUCCUAUAAAAAGAUGUCCAUGAACAAAUCAAAUGUUUAGUAUAUAAGUCUGUAUGUACAAAUAUAUUUCUAAUUGUGUUUUCACCAAAUGUAUUAGGGUUUAAGGUAUAAAGUAAUCACCAUGUGAUAGUUAUAAUAGCUAAGAAAGUCGUUAAUUAUAAAAGUAAUUGAUAGAUGUAUUUUCUCUAUCUCAUUCAUUGUCUCUCUCUAAAAUAUAUGUAAAAUAAACAAAGCAAAUAGGUACUCUAAUAUAGUAUUUUUCUUCCCAAUUCUCUUAUAUGUUUUUAAAUAAAAAAUAUCAGUCAUAAAA